AAUCCUUAAAGGAUUUUAAAGAAACAUUGUUUAAAUAAAAUUGUUUCUUUGUUUAGAGUUAAGAGUUUUAAAGUUAUUUCGAGAAUUUUGUUUUCGUUUAAAGGAUAAUUAUUGCAGUUUUAAGCAGUAAUAAUGGGUUUCAAAUCAAAAUAUCACAUUGAUGUUGACUUUGAAGUGCCGAAAAAGAUCAAUUGGUAUUAUGCGCCCAUAUUUGGGGCAUUUUGGUUUAUAUUGUAUUUGGCAGUAGUUGUUUCACAAAUCGAUCAUUUGCCCACAGCAUUAAAUCGCAAGGAUGAGGUGCAACAUGCAGAUAAAUUUAUAGCCGAACGUGCUGAAUUAUUGUUGAUUGGCUUGUCGCGCAUCGGACCCAAAGUGGUGGGCAGUGUGGCAAAUGAAGUGACAGCAGUGGAGUUUUUAAAGAAUGAAAUUGCCAAGAUACAGCAGCAGGCUAGUGAAUAUUUUCAGUUUGAAGUUGAUGUGCAGGAAGCCACCGGUAGUUAUAUGCACUGGACCAUGAUUAAUAUGUAUCAGUCUAUACAAAAUGUGGUGGUUAAAUUGAGUGCCAAGGAUUCGACUAGCGAUAAUUACCUAUUGAUCAACAGUCAUUAUGACAGUGUACCCGGUAGUCCGGGGGCUGGUGAUGAUGGUUCUAUGGUAGCGGUAAUGUUGGAGGUCAUGAGAGUUAUAUCAAAGUCUGAGGGUCCCUUAAAACAUCCCAUAGUAUUUCUGUUUAAUGGUGCUGAAGAGAAUCCUUUACAAGCUUCUCAUGCUUUUAUAACACAACAUAAAUGGGCUGCAAACUGCAAAGCUUUAGUUAAUCUGGAUGCUGCUGGCAGUGGUGGCCGCGAAAUUUUAUUCCAAUCUGGUCCUGAAAAUCCCUGGCUUAUGAGAUAUUAUCGCAAUGUUCCUCAUCCUUUUGCCACAUCUUUGGCUGAGGAAAUGUUUCAGGCUGGUCUCAUACCUUCGGAUACAGAUUUUCGUAUAUUUCGUGAUUAUGGCAGUGUACCUGGUCUCGAUAUGGCUUACAUGUUUAAUGGCUAUGUUUAUCAUACCGAAUUCGAUCGCGUUAAUAUUGUGUCCAAAGAAUCUUUACAAAAUACUGGUGAUAAUGUUUUAGUUUUGGCCAAGGGUAUAGCAAAUGCUCCAGAAAUGGAUGAUCCUGAAAAUCCGGACAAUACCGAAGGUCAUGUCAUAUUCUAUGAUUUCAUGGGCUGGUUUAUUGUGUUUUAUACCGAAAGCACGGGUGUUAUUAUCAAUGUGGUGGUGUGUAUUAUAGCUGUAAUUGCGAUAGGCGUCUCCUUGUUUUUUAUGUCCGCCAGAUCGGGUCUAUCUUGGCCAGCUAUAUUAAAGCGUUAUGGUAUUGCAUUUGCCAUACAAAUUGUGUCUCUGUGUUUGGCUGCCGGUUUAACACUGCUAGUGGCUCUAUUUCUGGAUGGUGUUGGUCGUUCCAUGACUUGGUACUCGGCAAAUUGGCUACUUAUUGGUUUAUUUUAUUGUCCCAUGUUCUUUGGCAUGGCCAUCUUACCUGCAAUUUAUUUGGAAAAGACAAAGAAGGAUCCUCUUAGUUUGGGUUUUCGUAUUCAGUUAUUUAUGCACUCCCAUUGUUUUUGUUUGAUUGUCUUGACCAUUGUACUUACCAGCAUGGGCAUACGCUCGGCCUUUAUGUGCAUGAUGGCGGUUCUAUUCGAUAUUGCUGCUUUGAUUAUUAAUUUAAUAACCAAGUGGCAUCGCAAGGCUUAUUGGUUUGCCAUAGCUGCUAUGAUCUGCCAGAUAUUACCUUUCCUCUACUACACUUCUACAGCCCAUGCCUUGUACAUCACUUUCAUACCUAUGACGGGUCGUUCGGGUUCAGAAUCUAUGCCCGAUCUAUUUAUGGCUGGUAUAGCUGUAUUUAUGACGCUUCUAUUUGCCGGUGUUAUCAUGCCAUUAUUUUUGUUUUUCCGCAAGACUCGUACAAUCAUUUGUACAUUCCUGCUGAUAACAAUAGUGACCAUAAUUAUUGCUAUCACGCCUGCUGGAUUCCCCUAUAAAGCCAAAACAGCUGUUCAACGAUUUUCGUUGCUGCAUGCUCAACGCACUUUGCAUAAUGCCGAUGGCAGUGUACGUUUAAAUGAGGCGGGAAUUUAUGUUUAUCCUCAAGAUCGCCGUAUUGAUAGUGUAGAUGAAUACAUCAAAGAUAUUGGAGUAAAACACCAGGUUAGCGAAUAUUGUGAAGCGGACAUGUUUUGCGGCAUGCCUUUGUACAAUCACAGAUGGCAUAAAGCCAGAGAAAGCAGUUUUUGGAUACCCUUAGAUGAAUUUCCCAUACUGCCGGGCACUAAACCCAAACUUACACUAAAUUCCAUAACUGAUUUAGAAGUUGCCAGCAAAAAACGUUUUGAAUUUCAGCUGCAAGGACCAGAUCAUAUGACGAUUUUUAUAGACUUAAAAGGUCAAGCGAACUUAAUCGACUGGUCCUUCAAUGAUACUAUGAUUACAGAGAAAUGGCAAAAACCUUAUUUUAUUUACUUUUCUUAUGGCAAAGAUGGUCGUGCUUUAAUCUUUACAAUAGAUGUAGAGAAAACCAUUGAAACCUUUAAUACUCCUACUUUAGAAAUUGGCAUUGGUGGCCACUGGAUACAUCAGGAAACACAGCACACUCAAAAAUAUCAAAAACUGCUUGAUGAUUUUCCCGAUCAUGCCAGUAUUUCCGAAUGGGCGGCCUCCUAUGAAAGUUGGUUAUUCUAAAUAGUUUAGAUUUAUAAAACUUACUCGAAAACUCUUUCCUAAUCCGUAUCAUUAGUUUUUAAUUAAUUGUAUAUAAACGAUUUUAAAUAAAAUUUAAUAAAUUUUAUUAGUAUUUAGUCUAAGUAAAAUAUAUAGAAAACAGUUUUAAUUAUACGUUUAAUAAUAGAAAAUAAAUUAUUUAAAAUGAA
Messenger RNA from Calliphora vicina (urban bluebottle blowfly), 2915 nucleotides. Its product is annotated as endoplasmic reticulum metallopeptidase 1. The record is from RefSeq and is a predicted model, not a curated record. Lineage: Eukaryota; Metazoa; Arthropoda; Insecta; Diptera; Calliphoridae. The coding region runs from base 133 to 2727 and encodes 864 amino acids. Gene Ontology annotation, biological process: proteolysis. Gene Ontology annotation, molecular function: metalloexopeptidase activity. The transcript has 11 exons.